Trypanosoma conorhini is the source of this 351-nucleotide messenger RNA. RefSeq lists its product as uncharacterized. The record is from RefSeq and is a predicted model, not a curated record. The coding region runs from base 1 to 351 and encodes 116 amino acids. Lineage: Eukaryota; Euglenozoa; Kinetoplastea; Trypanosomatida; Trypanosomatidae. The transcript has a single exon.
AUGCUGCGCGUGACCCGCGGGGGGCUGGGGGGCCAGCGGCGCUGGUGGAAGGAGGGACGCCCGGACUUCCUGCGCGCGAAUGAGCGGCGGAUGCGGCUGGAGCAGCGCCGCAUCGACGCCAGCCGCUACCACGCCCCGGUGGAGCCCACGCCGCAACAGGCGUGCACGCUCUACAGGGGCCUGCUGAAGGCCGGCCACGCCCAGCUGCGGGUGACGGACAAGGCGUACUACGCCAGGAAGGUGCGCCAGGAGUUUGAGGUGACGGCGCGGCAAACGAGUGCGCGGGUGCGGGGCAUCAUGUACGAGCGCGGUCAGUGGAUGCUGCUGAACAAGUUAGGCGGGAUCGUCUAA